UUGUAAUAUGGAAGUAGUUUCUAAGGAUUGUAGCAAUGAUUUGUGAGUAUUGACUUUCAAGAUAAUGCAUCCUUAUACAAGGAGAUCGUUGCAAUCUGUAAGCUCACUGUAAAUACACUUAAGGUAGCUUCUGAAAAGAAACUUAAAAUUCAUAUUAAAAAAAGAAAAUAAUUCAUCAUGCAUACUUUUUCAUUCAUGAUCAUGUUUUAUUUCUGAUAGGAGAUACCUGCCAUCUGUUGACACUUGAGAAACCUCUUCUUGCUCAAUUAUAAGAAUAUGAUUCCUUCCAUAAUUACAUUUGCCUACAUGUCUUUGAAUGUAAUACAUAUUUAUCUGUUUUCUGAUUGUAAAAAGAGUUAAGGUAGUGGGAAGACUGAGGGAGGACAGAUACACGGUAUGACACUGGGGCUGGCAGUUGUGAUGGGAGGUAGGAAGGAGAAAGGUAGACCGAGUUGCACUUACUGUGUGUAUAUAUAUUUUCUGUACUUAAAAAUCUGCCUUUCUCUUACUUUUUACUUCUUGUAUAUAAGUAUUAUAUACUUAUUGUUCCUCUUCCUAAACAGAUUCCUUUAAAAUGCUGUCUUUGAUUUAAUAUUGAUUCUUUAUCCAUAUUCAUUUGAGGCUAUUUUCAAUCCUCGUUGUAGAUAAGAAGACUUUAGUCUUGUAUCUUAUCACGCUGUUUGCUUUCACCUUCAGAGCUAAAGUAAUUCAAUGCUAAAAUCUUCCACUGGCUUUUAUAGGAGCAGAGUACUUAAUUUCUGUGCUCUUUCAAAUUACCAUUUGUACAGUUUAAGUGUUCUUUCAUUCUCUUUCUCUCCCUUCAUAUGCAUGCAUCAACAUAGACGAAUAUGUGUACAUAUAUGUGUACACCUGCAAGAAUGUUCUGUAGGGUGCUUCAUAAAGAAAGAUUUAAAGAUGCUGAAAUGAAAUUGAAUGUGAAUACUAUUCUUCUGCAAUAAUAACAUUUUUAUAGCAUUUAAUAUGUUGUGAAUUUUCUAAAAAUGUUAAUUACUACAGCAGUUCUGAUGUGGUAUUUGUUCCUUUUUCCUUUGUAUAAAAUGAAAUGAAAAAUGCAUUACUGAAGUUUGUGUCAAAGGAUACGGGAUUCAGUUACAAGUCUUUAACUUGUCUUCAGCAGUAUUGCUAUUUCUUCUACCUUACUUGAAUUCCUUUUUUUUUUCCCCCAUGUUGUGUGAUUUAACAGUACAGCGCAAGGCAGAAAGUUAGACUGUCAUCUCUGUUAUGUUGACAACUUAUACCAGGGUGUAACUUAUUUUGCGUAAUCAAAAGCAAAUAUUUUAUGGUAAAGUAAGAAACAGCUUCAUCUCUGAUUGUAACAUGAAGUCUGAUAAGUGUGCCAGGUGAAUAGGUAGCUUCAGUUCUAUGUCCUGAUUAUUAUUUUUCUACAUCUCAAACAUUUGUUUUACUUUCUACAUGUAAUUUACUUGCAGUGGGGCCUGGGCAAGUAGUGGAUAAACCACAGGGCUGUGCUGCCAUCCAGAGGGACCUGGGCAGGCUAGUGAAGAACCAAGCAGAGUUCAACAAGGGGAAAUGGUGAAGUCUUGCAUCAAGAUAAAUCCCAGGCACCAGACCUGACUGGAAGGCAACUAUGCAGAAAAGUGCCCGGGGGGUCUUGGUGGACACCAAAGUAAACAUGAUGCAGCACAGUGACCUUGAAUGCAUCUGAAGGGUGUAAGUCAGGUGGGUGAGGCCAGGUUCCUUUUAGCGGUGUUCAGCAACAGGGCAAGCAUCAAUAGACACAUAUGAUGUUCCAUCUGAAUAUGAGAAAAAUCUUCUUUACUCUGACGGUGACAGAGCACUGGAUCAGGCUGCCCAGAGGGGCUGUGGAGUCUUCCUCUCUGGAGAUGCGCAGAACCUCCCUGGAUGUUUUCAUGUGCGUUCCUGUAGGGAACCUGCUUUAGCAGGAGGAUGGACUUAAUCUCCAGAGGUCUCUUUCAACACCUCUGAUUAUCUGAUUCUUUGAGACAAAUGUGUAAAAAGCAAAUGUGUUUCACUGUAGGGUGUACACAUCUUAGCCAUCUGUGUGCAACUAUUAGUAAUGGUGCAACUACACCCCAGGUAGUUUCCCUUUACCCUGUUAGUCAGGUCUCCUUAGAAAAGACCAAAGUAUAUUCUGUUCUCAAGUCUCUAUAGUAGAUCAAAGAAGUGAAUAAAACAUAGACUCUAGAAGAUACUUUCCAGAAAAUGAUGUGGUUAUCUUUCCCCCCCCUUUUUUAAUUAUUAUCUAAAUAGCUUACAUUAGCAUGAGCGUAUCAUGGUAUUUUAGAAAAUUUAAAUCAUGAUUCUUUCAAGCAAGUUAUCUAAAGCUCAUAUUUAUACUUCGGUUUUUGUGGUCAUCUGCUACUCUUUGAUUCUCCUUUAUAUCUUAAUUGUUUAAAAUUAAGAGUAAUGUGAAAUGAUUAAUGAAUAGUAAGAAUUUCUGACUUAAAAAUGUGUUUAGAAUAAAACCUACCACUAUAAUACUGAGAGUAAUUUUGAAGAUCAGCUUGUGCUUAUUCCACAGAGGCAGUUUUACCUCUGAAAUAUUCAGGCAUAGCUUGUUGUGAUUGCAGGAAGUUAAAGGAAAAACAUUUCACCCAUCACUUAUGGAAACAAGACAACAGAUGAAAGAAAAAAAAAAAUCAGCAGCAAACAAGAUCUCUAAAUGAUAGACUCGCGUAACCAGUUUAAAACUGGGCUCAUUUUCUUCCCUCUUCUUAUAGAGCUACUUGUGUUUAUACAUUAAUUGAAAAUUUCUGGAUAUCUGUCUUGAAGGGGCUUUUGCUUGCUGACUACAAAAUAAGUUUUAUUGUUGUUCUUUUUUGCUGGUUCUUCAUAAGAACUAUUAUUUCAGUGCUAGUAGGCUAACGGUUUUGGUUCCGUUGUAGUUGUUCUUCUUUUUCUGCUGUUUUUUACUUAAUUAUAUGACUGACUUUGUGAAUGUCUUCUGUACAGAAAGUAUUUUGAAACUGUAUUUCUGACACAAACAUCAGAUAAUAUUAGAUUCUGGGAAGAAAUCAGGAACUUGCCUGCACAUAGAAAAUUACACCUUCUAAGGAAGGUUUCUGAUUGAUUAGGGAACAAUGAAAUGUCUCAAAAAUUAAACCCCUAAACCUCUGAUGUACUGAAAUAUGUAAAAGCAAAACUAAAUACUGACACUUGAUUUUGCUGAGAAAGCUAGCACAAUAGCUUUCUGGUCUUUUUGUGAAAUUCUUAAAAUAUAGCUUUAUAUCUUGCAAGUGAAACUAAUUUAAGCCUCUGUUUUAAAGUAGUGAUUCUGGAGGAAUGGAGAUCUGAUUGUAAUUGGUUUCAAAAUGAAAUUGUAGAGACUUUUGUGUUAGUUGAAGAAGUCAAGCUGUCAACAUAGUUGUGGGCAGGCAAGUCACGUAUGCAUCACAAACACAUGGGUUGAGGUUGGAAGGGACCUCUGAAGGUCAUCUAGUCUGACCAGAUCUGGUACCAGAUCUGAAAAUUAGAGGUCCUGACUGCAGCAGAGGGGUUGGAACUUGAUGACCCUUGGGGUGUCUUCCAACCCGAACCAUUCUCUGAUUCUGUAAUUCAUUGACCUGCCUUGUUCCAGUGGAGUCAGGACAGAUUGCACGGGAACACAUCCAGGGAGGUUUUGACUCUCUCUAGAGAGGAAGUGACCACAGUCUCCGGGCAGCUUACUUCAACUUCUCUGUCACCCUCACAGCAGAAAAGCUUUUCUUAAAGUUUAUUCCUUAAAAGAAUCAUAGAGACUAUGGAUUAUCUAGUAAUUAAGUGCCUGGUGAUAUGUAAUUGGAAUCAUUAGCUGGUUAAAGUUUGUUUUUCUUCUCAUUUCUGAACUGCAGCUCAGGUGUAUGCAUAGUUGCCACAACUUUACUUUGGUUUAGCAUUUAUACUCUUCAUAAACAGCUGUAAGAGACCUAAGGAGGAAGAAGUAUUUCAUACUGCUGAGUGGAAUGCCUUGUAAUGAAGGUCUUGUGUGGAGAAAAUACUGCUUGUGAAGAAUCCUUGGCCACCUAGGAAAUAACUUACUGGAAGAAGAUCAGUACUCAGUGACGGUCUGUCCUGUGUUCUGCACCCUCAGUUUCAGUAAUACCCUUUUAGAACAGCAUUACUUUGCUUCUGUGAACAUAUUUAAUGAGAUUUGUUAGGUUGCAUGGUAUGGCUCAUGUCAAGUGGCAUUCUUUGGGGAAGCAUUGUAACGAUGGAUUAUAAAAUCAUUUAAAACCAUUCUCUAGGAUCAAUUACAUAUGAAUUUUUGUAGUGUGGUAGCAGCAUAGCAGCAGGGCAGAUACUCAGAAAAGUGAAGCAAAUAGCAUCCAAUUCUUGCAGGCCAUUUUUAUCUUUGAGAUGCUGAAAAGCAUAUAGUCCAGUUUCUAAUGGAACUCAAGACUCUUGACCUGUCAGGUAGCUUACGUUUGUCCUCAGCAAGUUGCUCAGCAUAAAACUGCAUACUUCAUUUGUGCUCAGUGGUUAUUUAUUUUGGGAAAGCAGAAACAACAGAUCUGUAAGGCGGGGGGAGCUUUUACUUGCUUGUUUUAUUUUAGGCAUGUCCAACCAGUGGCCUGGCACGGCUCACACUGCCGCUUGCCCUGCAUCAUCAUGGCAGUAACUCUUCCCCUCCACAUGGCCUGGCCCAGCCCCUGGAUGUGGGGAGAGCACAGAACUCUGCUUCUUGCACCCCUUGUACCCACUCAGUCACACUGAAACCUGUGUGUGUUACUUGUGACGUGCGCUUGUGCUGUUUGCUGAGUAAAACACAGUGAUUGCCAUACUUCAGACUGCAUAUGGGCAUCACAGAAGAAAACAGAACCCUCACAAAAGAAGAGUCGUGGAUGAAGGAAGAGUGUUCAAGGAAAAGUGGACAGAUGGGUACUACUUUGUCAAGACAAUAAUAUGGUACUAUGCUUAAUUUGCAAGGAAAUUGUGUCAGUUUUCAAAGAUUAGAGUUUACAUUAUAUGCAGAAACAUGCUGCCAAAUGCAAUGUGUAUCAAGGAAUGUUUCAUAAAGACAAAAUAGCAGAACUGAAAAAAGUCUGUCAUCUUAGUGAUAUCUUUUUUAAAACUCUAAAAUAUUCUGUUUUUAAAAACUAGUUAUGUGGUAGCAAAUCUAAUUGCAAAAAAAUAAAAAACAUUAACUGAUGGUGACUUUAUUAAGCAAUGAAUGGAAAGCAUGGCAAAUAUAAUGUGUCCUGAUUAAAAAAAAAAACAAAAAAAACCCAUAUUUUUCUAAAAUCAGUUUGUGUCACCAGACAGUAGCCAGGUGAGCUGAAGAAAUGGGAACAUCUGUUGAAAGAAAUUUGGAGACUAAAGCUGCUAAUUUCAAAAUUUUUUGCUUUGGUAAUAGAUGAAAGUACUGACACUGCAGAUAUGGCUCAACUUGCCAUUUUCAUUAGAGAUAAUAAAGAAAAUGGCUUCUUUGGUGCCAUUAAAAGCCACAAUAAAUAGCUUGAUUUGUAUGAAGCAGUAAAAAAAUAUGCUAAAGUGAUUUUCUUCAACCUUUGUCAACAUGUCUGGUAUAGCUAAUGAUGGUGCCCCAGUGAUGGCUGGGGAAAAAAAGGACUUAUAAAAUUAAUAGAAGAAGAUGCAAUUGCCACUGACAACUCACAUUUGAUGAAAUAUCACUGUGUCAUACAUCAUGAAAAUUUAUGUGUGAAAGCCUUAAAAAUGGAUAAUGUCAUGCAAAUCAUCAUCAAAGCUGUGAAUUUUGUAAAAUCCAGUGGGUUGAAUCAUCGCCAAUUCCAGGAGUUCCUUAAAAAUACGGAUGUUGAUUAUGCAGACACCCAUUUACUUUUUUGAAGGAACGUGGCUAAGUCAGGAUAAAAUAAUAAAAGAAGUCAUGAUAUGCAAAUUGAAAUCAAGUCCUUUUUGGAGUCAAAAUGGAAACUUGUGCCAAAAAUGGCUCACAGGUUUAGCAUUUUUGGUGGGUUUGACUGCCCAUUGAAAUGUGCUAAACGUAUGUCUUCACGGUGAAAAUCAGCUUAAUCUGUGCUGUGUUUCAAAGCAUGAUAGUGUUUGAAAUAAAACUUGAAUUAUAGCAAGCUCAAGUUACAGCAAAUAAUUUCAUACAUGAAUUAGCUAAACAUGGUCCUGUGAAGAGCAAAAAAUGUGCAGCCCUGUUUUGUAAUUUGAUAAAGGGGUUUGAGAAUAGGUUUCGGGAUUUCCAGAGUCAUAAAUAUUUUUGGUGUAUUUGUGACUCCAUUUUCAGGUGACAUAAAUACAUUACCUUUGAUUUUCCAAAUUGAAUGUAUAGGGUUGCAAUCAGAUGUUCAACUCAAAAAUUUGGUCGUGUCUCUUUACAGGACUUUCAUAAAAGAAAAAUAUCCCAUGCUUCACAGUCAUGCCUUAAUAACAUCAUCACUUUUUUGGCAGUACAUACAUUUUUGAACGAUUAUUGUCAAGGAUAAAGUAGAGAAAGAGCAAUAUUUCAUUAAAGAUCUGAUGAAGGCCUUGAGAGCUCACUAGGAACCGUGGCUACUUCAGUUGAACCAGGCACGGUGCGGACCAGGCAAGCUGAAAGGUUGGGCACUGGUGUUUUAUAUCCUCAGUGCUGAAGCUAGCAGCAGGUGGACCUGCUCUACGAAGUUAGGGAACCAGUGCCAUCUGCUGGUGCUGAUGCAUUUCUUAAAAGAGGAAAAAUGACUUGCCAGGAGACGUGAGGAAUUUCUGGCAUUAUACUAAAAGGAGUGCUUGUACGCAUUUGUUACUUUAACAUUUAAUUAUGUGGAUAAACUAAGUAAUAAAAAAGCUUCUUAUCAUGUUUAUCAGAAGUUGGCUUGCUAAAGCAGAUGCGAGCAUUGGGCCUGCUUAAGAAAAACAUUUGUUUCUGGUAGGUUCUUUUAUUAAAUAGUGCUUGGCAAAUACAACACAAAGAAUUUUGUUUACGUCUACAAUAUUUUAUAACUCAAUUUGGAAGAAUCUUUUCUACUAUCUAUGCAUUUUUACUAAACUCAGAACCUUCUCACUUCCACUAUAUCUGCGGAUAUAGUGGCAGAUAAAUUGUUUGACAUUAAAUACUCAAUAAUAAUAAAACUUGAAAACAGUUGAAGCAAAUGACUGAUAUCUGAAGCGAAGACAUCUACAAAUGCUCUGUUUACUCUGUUUACCAAGGAAUGGAAUGUCCUUCCAUUCCUUGAAGAAAGGUGUCCUGCACCUGAAGUUGUUUACCUGAGGUAAUAACCCUGUUACUCUCCAGAGCUCUGUACAGGCUUUUACAAUAGCUCUUUGGUCAUGCCUGUUCUCCUGCAAUAAAUGUCUGACUCAUAAAAUAUCUUGUCCUGUGAUGGAAACGUUUGUAGAAGUGAAGAUGAUUAAUAUUAAACUGGUGUUUUGUCUUCUAAAAUUUAAGUGAUACUCUUAGAAAUAAUCUUAGAAAAUAUCUUUUGUGUGCGUACUGUAUUUCAUCCUCAUGCAGUUUCUAACAAAGCUACUGCAGACUUAAAUUUGGAACAUUUCUUUACUAAGUUCUGGGUCUGCACAAAGUUCCUUCAAUUUAAUAUUUUGUUCUUACAGCUGUGACUUUCACUUUAAUGCCACAGUCCUUGUAACUGAGGUAUACCUGCCAUUGUUUUCUUUCUGCUUCCAGUGCUAUAUAACCUUAAUGCCUUUCAGUAAUUAUUCUGCAAAAUUAGUAACAUCUGCUGUGUACAGCUGCUUCUCGCCAAGCUCUCCACUGUGAGCUCUGUUUUUUCUGCUUUUUAAUGAAGUAACAUUAUGCUAUAUUUCAGCAGAAGAAAAACAAAAUGCUUAUGCUUUAAAUAGAGUGAUGCUGUAAUGACUUGUGAAUCCUUCAGGCAUUCACUUCAGUUUGUAGCUGGUCAAAGCAACUACCUGUUUUGCCUUAAGUGCUGAGUGAUAUAAAAGAGAAUUACGGUUAGAUAAACUGUCAAGUUAUCAAGAAUAGCAGUAGCAGUUUGAAGAAACCUUUAAAUAAAACCUUUCUGGAGUAGUAGUGCUCUGUUCUAACACGUUGGUGUCCAGGAUCAGCAGAUAAGUCUGCUUUCCCAGUUCUCAAUGAGUAUCUCUAAAUGUAUGGAUGUUCUCUGUAUUAAGCAUUUGUAGUGCAUCACUGUCAUUGUGCUACCAGCAUCGGAAGCAUAUGAUGGAGUUUUAGGACAAACUUGUCUGCUGGCUCUGCCCAUACCACUUACGUACCACUUUCUUCUUCCAGCUUAACUCAGGUAUGACCUUGUUCUCUCCUAGCAGCUGUGAGGGAAGGUGCACGGCAGUUUCUUUGGAAGACCAUGUUCUUCACAAGUUCAUGUUGUUGUGUGCUGUUAGACUGCUGUUAAACCUCUAAGUCCAUCUUUAGCAGCUGCGUAGUUGGCUGCAGUGUUCUCCAUGUUGUGCUGCAAAGUAAAUCUUGCGGCAGAUCACAGAUACCUCUUUGUUUCUCCUCCUGUCCAUAUAAGGCUUCUUAUUUCUUCUGUGAUGAUCUUUUUUGUGGGUUGAAAUGAAGUAGCAUCUGAUGCAGCCUUGCCUUGUUUUCAGUUAGCAGUAUUUUUUUCUCUGAAUGCAGUAAAAGCACCUCAUGGUACAAUUGUGAAGAGUUUCGUAUUUGUUUUGCAUCGUUGUUUGUGCCUUAUGCUACCGUAAAUAUUUUGUGUCAUGGUAUUUGUAAUUCCUUUAGCAAUGUCACACUAAAACCAGCAUCUGCAGGCUGUGCUUUGAUUUGUGGAACAGGAGGAUGGAAGCAGUAGUACUCAUUACCUCUCUCUUAACAUCUGAGUUUUCCUUGUGUGAAUCACUUCAUAAGGAAAACUUCCUUCUUUUCUCAUACUGUGAUAUAUGUAUGAGAUUAUCCUCUCUCUGGAAGGUGACACAAACAUCUUUUUUCUAAAUAUUUUCCAAAAUAAAAUUAUAGAGAUUCUGGAAAUAUAAAGUAUCUCCUCUACAGUAUUUUUAGAUAUUACAGAUUACUUGUAAAUGCAGCUUGAAAGCUGACAAUAAUUCUUAUCUGGCUGUGGACCACGAAUCCAAAAUCUUUUCUUUUUUUUUUUCUUUUUCUUUUUUCCAAACUGAUCACUAUCUAAGUAAGCCAUACAUUGUGGAUCCUUCUGUUUGUUUGUUUUUCCUUCUGUCAUUUGUGAAGAUAAUGUAUUUCUCUAUAUUUUGCCUUCACAUGGCAAAAGCUGGACUUUUGUGGUUCCCACAGUAUCUGUGUCCUUUUGUGGGACACUGACAUCUUCUUCUUUUUAAGUUCCUUUUCCAUCUUUCUAAUUCUGAUAGUCUUUUCCUGCUUUCUUGAUCAGAUACGAAUCAUGUGCUCCCCCCCAGCCUGCUAUUAUCUUAAAUUAAUUAGGAACUUCUAGUUGAAUUUGGUAAGCUAGGUAUUUCUACGUGGCAGCUGGAUUUUGAGGAACUUUGGAUGUUAACUUUCAGACUAUUUUUCUGUCUUUUCAGGUCUCUGGAUGGCAAACUCUGAAAAGAAAUGCUGGUUUGAGAGACACCAAAGAUGCUAACAAGAAAGAUUAAGCUUUGGGACAUUAAUGCCCAUAUAACCUGUCGUCUGUGCAAUGGAUACCUGAUUGAUGCUACCACUGUAACAGAAUGCUUACAUACAUUCUGUAGAAGCUGCCUGGUGAAAUAUUUGGAAGAAAACAACACCUGUCCGACAUGUAGAAUUGUUAUACAUCAGAGCCACCCUUUGCAGUAUAUUGGUCAUGACAGAACAAUGCAAGAUAUUGUUUACAAACUUGUGCCAGGCCUCCAAGAAGCGGAAAUGAAAAAGCAAAGGGAGUUUUAUCACAAACUGGGCAUGGAAGUUCCAGGAGACAUCAAAGGGGAGACAUGUUCUGCAAAGCAGCAUCUGGAUUCUCAUCGAAAUGGUGAAACUAAAACAGAUGAAAAUUCAAACAAAGAAACUUCUGAGGAAAAACAGGAAGAAGAUAAUGACUACCACCGAAGUGAUGAACAGGUAAGCAUCUGCUUGGAAUGCAAUAGCAGCAAACUGCGUGGAUUAAAACGAAAAUGGAUUCGCUGUUCAGCACAAGCAACAGUCCUGCAUCUAAAGAAGUUCAUUGCCAAAAAACUAAACCUUUCUUCUUUUAAUGAGCUGGACAUAUUAUGCAAUGAAGAGAUUCUUGGCAAGGACCACACGCUCAAGUUUGUAGUUGUUACAAGAUGGAGAUUUAAGAAAGCACCUCUACUGCUACAUUACAGACCCAAAAUGGACUUGCUGUAAGAGAACUUUAUUGUCCUUCUGGACAGAGCUUUUUGCAGAGACUAUCAUCUGGCACCUUCUUAGUGCAUCACUAAUCACAUGAUAUGAAUCAGCCGAAUAAUUUUGGAAGACUGUAGUGCUUUCAUAGCUGACUGUCCUUCUGAAUAUUUCUCCUGGGGAUGUGUUAUCUGGAUUUCUGGACAGAAAAUAUUUAUACUUAUUUUAUAUGAAAGAAAUCAAAACUCAACAAGACACUACCAGCACUAGGUUUACAGAUAUUGAAAACACUUCACAGUUCCAUGUAGCUCAGCCUGACUCAUCUCUUACAGUUACACAGAAAUAAGUUAGAAUGUUGUGGGGUGAUUUUAAAAUGUUGCUUUUGACACCAAGUUGCAUUUAGUUACUUUUCACAUUCUGAAUAUUUAAAAAUAUAUUUUUGCAAAGUGUUCUUGUCUUAUAUAGUAUGCCUGAUUGCAUUGGCUUUAAUCAAGUUCUGUAGGUCAUUGAACAUAACUAAUGAUAUAGUGACUGGUGAUAUUUAUUAUGCUGCAUUGAAAACUUUUGAAAAUCUGGGAAAACAAUGGGUUUAUUUGUUGGUUUUAUCCAGUUGUUGCUCUCCCUCAGUUUCUGUUUUAGUAAAGUUUUAAUGCCUUUUUGCAUGGUGAUUUGGUAAGAUUAAUAGUAAUCUCUGCAGCUGAUUUUAAUGUGCCCUGAUAUUUUGCUGUGGCAUAUAUUGCACCACAUAAUGAUAAAUACUCAAAAGUGCU
This is a messenger RNA of Phasianus colchicus (ring-necked pheasant), 10917 nucleotides long. Lineage: Eukaryota; Metazoa; Chordata; Aves; Galliformes; Phasianidae. The record is from RefSeq and is a predicted model, not a curated record.